Molecule: messenger RNA, 378 nt
Organism: Racocetra persica
Lineage: Eukaryota; Fungi; Glomeromycota; Glomeromycetes; Diversisporales; Gigasporaceae
Source: the annotation of a GenBank genome assembly
UAUCUGGUUUUUCAAACUAUGGAUUGUUUGAUUCUGUGAACUAUGAAUUGUUUGGUCCUAUAAACUAUGAAUUGUCUGGUUCUGCAAACUAUAAGUUGUUUGGUUUUUUAAACUGUGGAUUGUCUGGUCUUGUGAACUAUAGAUUGUUUGGUUCUGCAAGUUAUAAAUUAUCUGGUUCUAUAAAUAUUGAGUUGUCUGGUUAUACAGAUAUUGAGUUGUCUGGUCAUAUGGAUAUUGAUUCUAUGAAUUUGGAAUUGUCUGGUCCUAUAAAUUUGGAGUUGCCUGGUCUUAUGAAUUUGGAGUUGUCUGGUCCUACAAAUUUGAAAUUGCCUGGUUUUAUAAAUUUAGAGUUGGAUUCUACAAAUCUGAAGUUGUCUA